Molecule: messenger RNA, 766 nt
Organism: Rhincodon typus (whale shark)
Lineage: Eukaryota; Metazoa; Chordata; Chondrichthyes; Orectolobiformes; Rhincodontidae
Product: excitatory amino acid transporter 1-like
Exons: 3
Coding region: 191-766 (191 amino acids)
Biological process (GO): L-glutamate transmembrane transport
Cellular component (GO): plasma membrane
Molecular function (GO): neutral L-amino acid transmembrane transporter activity; L-glutamate transmembrane transporter activity; glutamate:sodium symporter activity
Source: RefSeq, a predicted model, not a curated record
UCACUAAGAGGAAGGUACAAGAUUCCGUUCCAGUUGGUUACAGCUUGAUCUCAAAGACCAGAUUAAUGACUCUAUCAUAGUGUGCGUUGAAUUCCGCUCAGAAUACUCUGCAAAUGUGAUUUCAACCAUUUUUUGUUCCCCUCCAAAGUUGGCCGCGAGUAGUGCAGAUCGGAUCGAGCACUGGUUGAUCAUGAGCGAGCGGCAGACCAAUGUGAACAGCCUGUUCCUGAACGAGGACUCAGGCAAGCGGAGUGCGGCGGACAGCCGAGUGCAGCGCUUGCAGAAGGCGGUGAGGAGCCGAGCUGGGAGGGCUAAGAAGAGCUUGAGUAACAUCACCCGCCAAAGCGUGCUGAGCUUUGUCAAGAAAAAUGCCUUUGUCCUUUUAACUAUCUUUGCGGUCAUUCUGGGUAUAAUUCUGGGUUUUACCCUCCGCCCCUAUAAGCUGUCUUACCGUGAGAUUAAGUAUUUCUCUUUCCCGGGUGAGUUGCUGAUGAGAAUGCUGCAGAUGCUGGUGUUGCCACUCAUUGUUUCCAGUCUGGUUUCAGGAAUGGCAGCUCUGGACAGCAAAGCGUCUGGUAAAAUGGGAAUCCGAGCUGUCGUUUUCUACAUGGUAACCACUAUCAUCGCUGUCUUUAUUGGAAUUGUUAUGGUAAUGAUCAUCCACCCUGGCAAAGGAUCAAAAGUUGACCUACAUCGGGAAGGAAAGAUUGAGAAGGUGCAGGCAGCAGAUGCUUUCAUGGACCUAAUCAGGUCAGUGAAUCUCUAA